AUGUCUGGUCAAAGCCGGUCACCAAUUAUCGUUCAGACAAUUGGUACAUUGAGAACCAUUGGGCGCUGCACUCUAUGCGGAAGAGUAGCUCCGAACCUCAAAUCCAGUCGCGGCAGCCUUGGACCAGCAGCAAGCAGUUCCAGUCCUGCUGCGUGGGAGGCGUCGGUGGUGGACGACCUGGCAGAAACACAGGCCUCUACGAGGAGUCAUUUGCUUGGAUCCCCGGCUGCUGCAUCGGCUCAGAAUCUGGGCCGUCCCACAGUUGGUCCCACUGGAGUCUCUUGGAAUCCGUAUCGUCCUCCAAAGCAUGGCCUGUGCACUUCAGACGUCACCAAGGAGCUGUUGCUGCCAGCAGAACUGGCCAUGGAAAGCAAGAAGUGGCAGCCGGAGCUCAAGGACGAUUUGGGGAAGCCCCAGAUCGAUGGUUCCGGUGGUGUGGAGCUUCCGAUCACGGUGACCAUCCCGAGGACGGAGGCUGAAAGUGGCUUGCUGGGAGGGAAGCACACUAUCUACGUGCUGCAGGUGACCUCCUUUGGUCUCACGAGCCUUUGCAAGCACAGCUUCGAGGAUUUUGAGCAACUUCAUGCUCAAAUUUCGAGCAAGGUCUCUUUCCAACUUCCAACUUUGCCUCGAAAUUACUGGUGGGGCAACGAUGACCCAAACACUGUGCAGGAGCGUGUGCCUCGUUUGGCCGUCUUCCUGCAGCAGUUGUUGGCGCAGCCAGACAUUUUGUCGGACGGUGAAGAACUACUGAUGCGUUUCUUGAACAUGCCCAAGGCGGGACGGGGAUGA
Molecule: messenger RNA, 792 nt
Organism: Cladocopium goreaui
Lineage: Eukaryota; Dinophyceae; Suessiales; Symbiodiniaceae
Source: the annotation of a GenBank genome assembly